AUGAUAGGAAAUACCCAGGCAAUUGGGGAGCCACUCCCAACCUCAAAAUGUGUUCAAAUUGAGGAAGGGACUGCUAUUAUAUUGUCAGACAAGGUAGUUGACAAGAUAAUGUCUUCAAUGACGUUCACAUUGGUGAGCAAGUUCUUCUCCUUUCGACCUUCAGUUGAUAUGGUGAGAAAAUGGGCUGCUACUAAAUGGAAACUCAAAGGGAGUGUCAUGAUUAGUGCUAUGCCAAGAGCAUUAUUCCUUUUCAAAUUUACUUUGAAGGAAGAUAUGGUUUUGAUCCUUUCUGGGUAUUGGACCUAUGGCAAACACCAUCUCUCCCUUUGCAAAUGGAAGCCGAGAUUUGACCCUGUUGCAGAUCUCAACAAAUUUGCUCUAGUCUGGGAUGAGAUGAUUUUCUGCUGGAUUGCCAACACCUUUGGCCAUUUUGUGGUGGUAGAUGAAGUGACCAGAACCAAAUCCAGGUUAGUUUUUGUCUGUUUUUGUGUUUUGGUUGCAGUUAAUAAGAACUUGCCAAAUUUUAUUACCCUCAAUUCUAAGUUGGGAAGAUGGACUCAAGCUAUUGUCUAUGAGAAUGCUACAACCUUUUUCCAGAGAUUCUCUAAAUAUGGCCAUGUUGUUUCCAACUGCAAAAUGGUGCCUGAGCAGCCCCAAAAGUAG
Messenger RNA from Cryptomeria japonica (Japanese cedar), 663 nucleotides. RefSeq lists its product as uncharacterized. The coding region runs from base 1 to 663 and encodes 220 amino acids. The record is from RefSeq and is a predicted model, not a curated record. The transcript has a single exon. NCBI's taxonomy places the organism in Eukaryota, Viridiplantae, Streptophyta, Pinopsida, Cupressales, Cupressaceae.